This is a messenger RNA of Rubroshorea leprosula, 1785 nucleotides long. NCBI's taxonomy places the organism in Eukaryota, Viridiplantae, Streptophyta, Magnoliopsida, Malvales, Dipterocarpaceae. The record is from the annotation of a GenBank genome assembly.
CUUAAUGUGAGUUCUGGGGACAAAACUCCUUUUUAGGAGGGGUGAAUGUAAUAUCCCAAAAUUUAUGGAAUUUUAAUAUUAAGUUAAGGACUUGAUUAUGAGGAAAUGCUGUUUUGGGACUUAAUAGCAAAAUUUUUAAAUUUCAAGGGGCUUAAAAGUGAAAGAUAAUAGGAUAAGGAUCGGAGGAUUUUUCUUCUUCCCAGCCUUGCACGUUUCUGCUCUUCUUCUCCCCUGCAGCUCCCAAAAGCUCCCAAGCUGCCGACUCCCCUUCCCUUGAGAAAAACUAGUAAGAAGCUUGGAUUUUCCCCUUAUUUUCUUGUUCAAGAACAAGAUUUGGAGCCUUGAAAUCUUCCCCCCUACAGGAAGCUUUCGAAUCUGCUCUGCUCUGCUUCUUCCGUCCACUGCUCUGCCGUGUGUGGGGGUGUGAUUUGCUCCAGUUUCUGUUUCCCUGCACUGCCGCCGGCUUCCCCAAACUGCAGCUCCAGUUUUUGGCUGCUAAAUUCUAGUAUGUUGCAGCCCUUUAAGCCUAAAAUUAUCCAUUUAGUUUGCUUCCUUGUGAUGUCCGAAAAUCUGCAGUAAUUAGGGGAUAAUUCCGGUAGCUUUAGGACAAAAUUAAGCAUUAAUUCAAGUGGAAUUUAUGUGAUUGAGUGUUAAUUGACUGUUGUGAAUUUUGGAGAGAAAAUCCCGUGAGAUUAGCCAUGGUUUUGCCAAUUUUUGGAAGUUGCAGCACUGUUCAUUGUGUGAUUACUGUUCGUGAUUACUGUUCACGGCACUGUUCACAGAUAUUGUUCACACACUAAUGGCCAACAAUUAACAGGGAUUUAAAUGUUUAGUUUGUAAUAUAAGAACAAAUUUGGAGAUGUCUGGUCAUGUGGAGAUUGAUAGAAAUAGCAUCGUGAUUGGGGGGUAAUCAUGGUGAUUUUACUUUUGAAUCCGUGGUACGAUAAUUAAUUCUGGAUAUUUUGAUUAAGUUCCUGCUCGUUUCUGUCAGUUUAGCAUUGAGAUCGAGUCUUCGAUUUUAUGCGAGUGAGGUAAAUAAAUUUAUAGUAAUGCCCGUACAGUUUUUAAAAGCAUGUUUUGACUUGCUUUUGAAGUGGUGGCGGGACUAAAACCGUUUUAUGCAAAAAUAAGUAUGACUAAUUUGAAGUAAAAUUUUUAUGCUUUUUAUUAAAUUGAGCAUGCCUACUUGAAAUUUAAUUGAUUGUCCUGAUGAUUUGAAAGUGAUUGGUGAAUUAUGAUUUUUCUGUUCACUUCUGCCUGUUUUGUCUCCAAUGUGGUUAUGUUAUUAAUGAUCCUGCUAGUGGGGGUUAAACGCUAGCACAUGUCGACAUGUUAUUGAUAGAACCGGUUCGUUCGAGUGACCUUGCUAGUGGGGGUUAUACACCAGCAAAUAGUGUAGCCUGCCAGUGGGAGGUUUAAAACACUGGCCAUGACCUAUAGAGGAGACGUCUAUUUCGUUCCCGUACUGUAUCCGUUUUUCGUAAUUGUACUUGUUGGCAUGCUAUGAGUUUAAUUAAGGGCACUCCAUAUUUUACUUACUGAGUUUAUCUCAUAGUUUUUCCUUGUCCACCAUUUCAGGAAGCGAAGCCGAAGACAGGGAAACCACGAGAAGUGACGAGUUAGAAGGCUAACCAUUUCAAGAUUGAUAUAGAUUUUAGAAAUAAAUCAUGCUUUUGUAAGAUAGAUUUUAUCUUGAAUUUAUGAGAUCAAAACAGAUUUCAGUCAUUAAAUCAAUUACUUGGAUUUAAGUCAUUUUGGUUAUAGAAAUAAAUUGAGAUGUUUGAU